This is a messenger RNA of Prorocentrum cordatum, 504 nucleotides long. Lineage: Eukaryota; Dinophyceae; Prorocentrales; Prorocentraceae. The record is from the annotation of a GenBank genome assembly.
AUGUGCGUGCUGAGUUUCAUGGUGCAGGUGAUCUUCAUCCUGCUGAUCUUUGUGGCCCAAGGGAUCAUCGUGCGGGUCUUCGUCAUGCUCGUGGCGCUGGUGAUCUUCGUUCUGAGUGGGUUGAAGCGGGUUUUCAUGCUGAUCUUUGUGUUGCUGGGGGCCUUCUUCCUGCUGGUCUUCGCUGUGCUGGGGCUCUUCCUGGUGAUUUCGGUUGGGCUUGGGAUCGUCGGGGCGGUGGGGGGCAUCCUGCCGGCUUUCGGGGGGCAGGCGCUCGUCUUCCUGUCGAUCUUCAUGGUGCUGGGGUCAUUCUUGACGGUUUUUGUGGCGUUGGGAUUUUUGCCGGGGUCGGUGAUCUUCGCGCCGUGGAAGGUGAUGCUGAUCUACUUGCGGAUCUUCGCGAUGCUGGGGGUGAUCUUCCGUCCGAUCUUCGCGGUGCUGGUGAUCUUCCUGCUGAUCUCCGCGGCGCUGGGGCUCGGGGCGCUGGGGAUAUGCCGGUCUUCGUGA